UUGACGGGUUUGGGAUAAACGCAUUGUAUUCGUGGCUAACCGUGCAGAGUGAUUGGGUUUAUGAUCAAAAUGCGGUCGUUUUCUAUAUUAUUUGUCGCGUUUGCGAUUUUUCAUAAUAUUUAUUGUGAAGUGUAUUUAGAAGAGAAAUUCUUAGAUGAUUCCUGGGAGAAAAAUUGGAUUUAUAGUAAACAUCCCGGUAAAGAAUUUGGUAAAUUUGUAAGAACUCCUGGAAAGUUUUACAACGAUGAAGUCCAAGAUCAAGGUUUACAAACUUCCCAAGAUGCUCGAUUUUAUGCACUUAGUCACAAAUUUCCACCAUUCUCUAAUGAAGGAAAAGAGUUAGUCAUUCAGUUUAGUGUUAAACAUGAACAAAAUAUUGAUUGCGGAGGUGGUUACAUUAAAGUAUUCGAUUGUAAAUUGAAUCAAGAAGAUAUGCAUGGUGAAUCACCAUACGAAAUCAUGUUUGGACCUGAUAUAUGUGGACCAUCAACUAAGAAAGUUCAUGUGAUCUUUAGCUACAAAGGACAAAAUCAUCUAAUCAAGAAAGAUAUCAGAUGCAAAGAUGAUGUUUAUACUCAUUACUACACAUUAGUUGUUCGACCUGACAACACUUAUGAAGUUUUAAUUGAUGGUGAAUCAGAUACAAAAGGUUCUUUAGAAGAAGAUUGGGAUUUCUUACCACCACGUAAAAUCAAGGAUCCAGAAGCAAAGAAACCAGAAGAUUGGGAUGAUAAUGAAAAAAUUCCAGAUCCUGAUGAUAAGAAACCUGAAGAUUGGGAUGUCCCAGAACAUAUUCCUGACCCAGAAGCUACAAAACCUGACGAUUGGGACGAUGAAAUGGACGGUGAAUGGGAACCACCAAUGAUUGAUAAUCCAGAAUAUAAAGGAGUCUGGACACCAAAACAAAUUAACAAUCCAAACUUCAAAGGAAUUUGGGAACAUCCCUUAAUCGACAAUCCUGAAUUCACAGCUGAUGACAAUUUAUACAGACGCGAUGAAAUUUGUGCUGUUGGUUUUGAUUUAUGGCAAGUGAAAGCUGGAACAAUCUUUGACAAUGUUUUAGUUACCGAUGACAUCAACUAUGCCAAAGAUGCUUUAAAAUCAUUAAAAGAAACUCAAGAAGGUGAAAAGAAAAUGAAAGAAAAACAAGAUGAACAAGAUAAUACUAAAGAAGAUGUUAAAGAUGAUGAUGAAGAUGACGAAGAUGAAUCACCAAAAGAGUUACCAGCAGAUGAAGAAGAAGAUAGCGUUCAUGGUGGUCCAGAGGAACACGACGAAUUGUAAAUAACGAAUGACAUUCCAUCAAGAUAAAAAUAAUUUACAUGAUACCAUCGUUGCCCUCUAUAGAAUUCAUU
Chrysoperla carnea is the source of this 1355-nucleotide messenger RNA. RefSeq names its product calreticulin. NCBI's taxonomy places the organism in Eukaryota, Metazoa, Arthropoda, Insecta, Neuroptera, Chrysopidae. Gene Ontology annotation, cellular component: endoplasmic reticulum membrane; endoplasmic reticulum. The transcript is spliced from 5 exons. Gene Ontology annotation, biological process: protein folding. The record is from RefSeq and is a predicted model, not a curated record. Gene Ontology annotation, molecular function: calcium ion binding. Bases 61 to 1284 code for a protein of 407 amino acids.